AUGCAAUCCCCCGAUCAGAAGAUCAUCAUCAUUGGCGCUGGCGUGUUCGGCCUGAGCACAGCUCUGUGGCUUGCUCGUGGCGGCUACAAGGACAUCACAAUCUUUGACCGAUGCGCUUUCGACAAGAACUUCUACGACCCUUCAAAUGGCUGCGACGGAGCCUCCGCCGACAUCAACAAGGUUUUUCGCAUGGCCUAUGGAGACAAACUCCGCUACCAGAACCUGGCACUCGAGGCCAAAUACAUGUGGCUCUCGUGGAAUAAAGCAGUUGCUGAGACUGCCUCCUCGGACCUUCCGCCCGGCCUGAGUCCAGAGGACAAGCUUCUUCACCUCUGUGGGGCUUACUUCCUUGCAGAGGGAUCAGACAUGCGAGAUUACUAUGCCGAAAGUCUGGAGCUGAUGAGCAAAACCACCCCUGACCAUCGAAAAAUGUUAUUUGUGAAAGGCGAUGCCGAAGACGAGGAGCGUCUCAGAAACAUUGACCCCACAUGGGUUGAGAAGUACCACAUAAUUGACAAGAUCAAUGGCAGCAAUACCAACGGCUUCAUAGACAUCAAUGCUGGUAUCACCAUCGCAGACAAGGCCUGCGUCUAUGCUCGCUUCUUGUGCGAGAAGGAAGGUAUCAAGUUCGUCCUGGGUGAUCCUCAGGGCAAGCUUGAGAAGUUGAUCACCAAGGAAAAGAAUGGCUACAAGAAGGUGACCGGUCUUCAAACCUGCGAUGGUCUCAGCCAUCACGGAGAUCUUGUGAUUGUUGCUGCUGGCAGUUGGACUGCGUCUAUCAUCCCCGAGGCUCAUCGUACGGUUGAAGCCACCGCCGGAACCGUUAUGUUCAUCGACAUCCCCAAAGAGAGAACGGAUCUGAGGGAGAAGUUUCACCCGGAUAACUAUCCAGUGUGGUCUUAUCGCAAAGGAGACGGUGAUGAAUAUUACCAGGGCGGUGGUUUCCCCAUCAGCAAAGAAGGCCGACUCAAGUUCGGUUUCCGCGGUCGCAAGGUUGGUAAUGUUUUGGUGCAACUUCGUAUUUCAACGCCCCGUACCAAAUACACCGAAAAGCCGAUCGACACGGUACCUCUUUACGGCUUGUGCCGCAUGAAAGAAGUUAUCGCCGAGGCUUUCCCCGAGUUGGUCGAGUUCGGCUUCACGGAUAGCAGACUAUGCUGGUAUACGGACAGCAUUGACAAUGAUUAUGUCAUUGACUACGUACCUGGGUACUCAAAGUCGCUUUUCAUCUGCACUGGAGGAUCAGGUCAUGCAUUCAAAUUCCUUCCCAUACUAGGCAGACAUGUCAAGAAUCAGCUCGAAGGCAUUCCGGACGAGUUUACUCCAUUUUGGGAGUGGCGAGUUGCCAAGGAAGGACAUGACAACAAUGGAUUAUCCGAAGGAGAAGAUGGUCCCAGAGAGGUCUCCAAGGUGGAGAUGGCAGACCGUGCUGACUUCAAGUUGGAACCCACGAGAUUUGCUUGA
Colletotrichum chrysophilum is the source of this 1464-nucleotide messenger RNA. RefSeq lists its product as uncharacterized. Gene Ontology annotation, molecular function: sarcosine oxidase activity; flavin adenine dinucleotide binding. Lineage: Eukaryota; Fungi; Ascomycota; Sordariomycetes; Glomerellales; Glomerellaceae. The transcript is spliced from 11 exons. The coding region runs from base 1 to 1464 and encodes 487 amino acids. The record is from RefSeq and is a predicted model, not a curated record.